Gymnodraco acuticeps is the source of this 2951-nucleotide messenger RNA. Its product is annotated as carboxyl-terminal PDZ ligand of neuronal nitric oxide synthase protein-like. Lineage: Eukaryota; Metazoa; Chordata; Actinopteri; Perciformes; Bathydraconidae. The coding region runs from base 388 to 1929 and encodes 513 amino acids. The record is from RefSeq and is a predicted model, not a curated record. Gene Ontology annotation, molecular function: nitric-oxide synthase binding. The transcript is spliced from 10 exons.
CGGUUCACCGGCUAAUAGGCGCGCGCUGCAGCUGAAUAUGAAUCGCUCGCUAUAAUAAAUUAGUGCCAGUUUGGUGCCGCGGUGCCUCGAAGAAAAAACAAUCAGGUGGUGAGAUCCGUGCGUCACAGGGACCUCGGAGGCGGUGUGUUUGCUGUGCUGCCUCAGACCGUGAAGGGGUCAUUAAGUGCGCCCACCGAUCACCGAUCAGCGCCUUAAUUGAAUUAAAAAAAACGUGCCAAUUGCGUGCCGAUCCACCCGGAUGACCUCCGGAGUGACGGAGGGGACAGUGCGGGGGGGAGUCAGCGCCGGAGGAGAUGCGCAUAUCUGCAGGUGCUCUAGCGCUGUCGUAAAACGGGAGUCGGCGGCGAGGCAGCGAUCAUCAGAGCGAUGCCAGGGGUAACCAAGUACAAUUUAGUGGAUGACGCGCACGAUUUGAGGAUCCCCAUGCACAACGACGAGGUGUUCAAGCAUGGGGUGUGCUUCGAGGCAAAGUACAUCGGCAGUCUGGAGGUGGGUCGCCCCGGCAGCCGGAUGGAAAUCGUCGCUGCGAUGAGGAGAAUCAGAUAUGAAUUCAAACUGAAGAAUAUAAAGAAAAAGAAGGUCAACAUUGUCGUGUCCACUGAUUAUGUCAAAGUCAUCUUGCGCAAAAAGAGGAAGCGAAAAGGGUGGUCAUGGGAUGAGAAUACAGUCAUGGUGGCACAGGAUCCCAUCUACAGGAUCUUCUAUGUCUCACAUGACGCCCAAGACUUGAAGAUCUUCAGUUAUAUUGCCAGAGAAGGACAGAGCAACAUUUUCCGCUGCAAUGUGUUCAAGUCAAAGAGGAAAUCCCAGGCCAUGAGGAUCGUGCGCACCGUGGGUCAGGCGUUCGAUGUGUGUCACCAGCUGACCCAGCAGCAGAAAAGCGAUGACCAGGAGGAUGAGGAGGGCAAGGCGGAGGAGUCGGAGGCGUUGCCAGCAAAGAAGAGGUUUGCAUUGUCGGAGGAGACCGACCUUGAAGCCACUACAGAGGAGAGCAUUGAAUGUGUCUCCUCGUCAGACCUGGAGAAGAGCAAAAAGGACGAGGCCCUCAGUAAUGAUGGGAAGGUGUCAGAUGAGCCGUCUCUCCUGCUGAGCUCCCCCCUCCUCGGAGCCUCUGUGUCGGGUCUGUCUGCAGAGGAGGCCCCCUGCUCCUCGGAGCACCAGGUCCAUCUGCUGCAGAAACAGCUGCGUCAGCAGGAGCAGCAGGCGCUGGCUGCCUCAGAGCAGGUCCAUCUACUGCAGGACCAGCUGUCGGUGGAGGUGUGUGAGCGGACUGAAACGCAGGCCAGGGUGCAGAGGCUGCUGCUGCAGAACACCGACCUGCUGCAACACAUCUCCCUGCUGGUCAAACAGAUACAGGAGCUGGAGCUCAAAGCUGCGGGCCACUUAACAUCUAUGGGCUCCCAGGACAGUCUUCUGGAGAUCACUUUCCGCACUAAACCACCCAGCUCUUCUUUAUCGAUGGGCUCUUUUGCAGCUCAAUCCCAGGUCCAGAUUAUUGACAGCCCCUGGUUCUCCUCCCUCCCCGGGGCCUGCUCUCCUGGCACCCUGUGCACCGACACCAGCCCUCUGGGGUUCCCCGGCAGUGGAGUUCGCCUUGAGUGCUUCCGCUUCUCCUCCCGCCAGCCGGACAGCCAGGAGCAGGUCCAGGACUCGGGGGAUACCCCCAGCGACGGAGGCCCGGACGACUACUCGCCGCUGGGGGAACAGGUCCUGGGAGCUCUGGAGCUGCUCCGGUUCAGGGAGUCAGGUAUCGGGUCAGAGUAUGAGUCGAACACAGAUGAGAGUGAUGACCGGGACAGUUUGGGGCAGGGGGAUGCAGUGGGGGGGGCUGACGGUGCUGCUCGACUCUUAAACGUGCUGAACGCAGAAAGUCUACCGGACUGCUUAGGGGAUGAGAUGGCGGUGUAGUGGCGCUCUUAUGCCUCGGUGCCACAUUUAUCUCUGUAAAUAUGCAAGUCGCCAGAAAGUAAAACCAUUUUGAAACCUCCGUAAUUCCCAAUGUGUUUGCAAAAUAACUCCUUCAGAACUUUUCUGGUCAGGAAGUUAACUUCAAGAACAAUGAAAAAUGGGAACUUUUGCAACAGUUUUUGGACAGGCCGCACACACUGUAUGCCACAUGUUAGCAUGCUAACUUCCUGUGGUAUUAGAGAAUGAGUUAACAGGCUAUUUCAUUCAAUUCAGUUGCUUCACUAUGUUGAAAGUCACAUUUUUGAAAAUUGAUAUUGUAUAUUGAACCAUUAACUAAUGCAGAUAGUUUACCACAUUGUAAGUUUUAGUAAUGUUAUUUGCCUAAAUGUAUGAUUAGCAAAGCCUACACUUCUCAAAUUGAUUUGAAAGGAAAGUACAUUUACGUUCUCCGUAUACUGUAUCUAAUUACGGACUCAAAACCAAACUGUGUGGGAACAUGGCUGCACAAAGCAGCAUUGCACUUAUCCACCACCCCAAUGGGAAACAGAUGCAAUCAUGUAUUGUGACAUCAGUAAAAUACAUUAUCGACAUAGCACUUACUACUCUUCUGUUCCGGUUUGCUACUUCCUGUGAACUGAGAAAAUGUUCCAUGCCUGAAAGUAUGUUUUGCUCUGUUGCUGCUUUUAAGACCAAAACAUGUAAUUUCAGAUAAGAAUUUGGCCCUUUUCAAAACUUGGACUGUAUAAUCUCUGUGGUGUUUCAUGCUCCGCCUUUCCGAAGAUCUCUGCUUUCUGUUAGUACGUGUUGCAUACUGUGUGCUGGUCAGUUUGGUUCCUUGAUUCGCUGGGCUUGUUACACUGUGGUUGUGUCUGUGUUUAUGAAGUUGUGACACAUUCGGCACCAAUGUGGUCAUUUUUGCUGUUCACCCAAUGAAGAUUUUUGAGGAAAAGUCUAUCUGGAUAUGCUAACACAUGUUUUGAGACAAUUAAAAACUGUGCUUGUCAUGACACAUCAUCUGUAAA